Molecule: messenger RNA, 783 nt
Organism: Cladocopium goreaui
Lineage: Eukaryota; Dinophyceae; Suessiales; Symbiodiniaceae
Source: the annotation of a GenBank genome assembly
UUCUUUGCACCGUGGCAACAAACCGUGCCAAAAUCCACUUUGCAAUGGGAAUGACUCCUGAGUACGAUUACUUAUUCAAACUUUUGCUGAUUGGUGACUCUGGUGUUGGAAAAUCUUGUCUUCUUCUCCGUUUCGCAGACGACACAUACACAGAGAGCUACAUCAGUACCAUCGGGGUGGAUUUCAAGAUCCGGACUUUGGACCUGGAUUCCAAAACCGUGAAACUACAGAUUUGGGACACGGCUGGGCAGGAACGGUUUCGCACCAUCACCAGCAGCUACUACAGGGGUGCCCAUGGCAUCAUCGUCGUGUAUGAUGUCACAGACAAGGAAUCCUUCAAUAAUGUCAAACAUUGGAUGCAGGAAAUUGACAAAUAUGCUGCCGAUGGUGUGAACAAAUUGUUGGUGGGCAACAAGUGUGACCUGUCUUCCAAGAAGGUGGUCUCUUACGAUGAGGCCAAGGAAUUGGCCGAUUCUAUGGGCGUGCAAUUCAUGGAGACCAGCGCCAAGAAUUCGCACAACGUGGAGCAGGCCUUCCAGAUGAUGGCUGGGGAGAUCAAGGGUCGUGUGGCAUCUCAACCAGCUCCCGCCCGUGGCACGGGGGGCCAAAGCCUUGGAGCUGGCACGAGAGUCACCGCAAGUGGAGGUUGCUGCAAAUAAUAAGCGCUGAAAGGACACCUGGAGCAGUACGCCUAGUGCAGAAAAUGCUUGCGGUUUCACGGCUCUCGUGGGCCCUACGACAAGCGUACUCCCUGGUUGGUAAGUCCUCAUUACUGGAAUUAUG